AUGGAGAGGGAGACCCCAGAGCCUGGACCCGGAGAAGAGACCCCAGACCCAGAGAGGGAGACCCAGCGCCCGGACCUGGAGAGGAGACCCCAGCGCCCGGACCUGGAGAGGGGGAGCCCAGAGCCUGGACCCGGAGAGGAGACCCCAGACCCAGAGAGGGAGACCAGCGCCCGGACCCAGAGAGGGAGACCCCAGCGCCUGGACCUGGAGAGGAGACCCCAGACCCAGAGAGGAGAACCCCAGCGCCCGACCUGGAGAGGGGACCCCAGCGCCUUGGACCCGGAGAAGGAGACCCCAGCACCUGGACCUGGAGAGGGGGGCCCAGUGCCCUGGACCCGGAGAGGCAGACCCCAGAGCUGGACCCGGAGAGGACCCCAGCGCCCGGGCCCGAGAGGAGACCCAGCGCCUGGACCGGGAGGAGGAGACCUCAGAACCUAG
Capra hircus (goat) is the source of this 438-nucleotide messenger RNA. Its product is annotated as acidic proline-rich protein PRP25-like. The transcript has a single exon. Bases 1 to 438 code for a protein of 145 amino acids. NCBI's taxonomy places the organism in Eukaryota, Metazoa, Chordata, Mammalia, Artiodactyla, Bovidae. The record is from RefSeq and is a predicted model, not a curated record.